CUUUUCUCUUGCAUCGUCGGCUUCUUGCGAGUCGGCUGCGGUUGUUCGUUCAUUUUCCCUCCUGGUUUGAUCCCGUUGAGCAGAUUCGCUGUCGGUUGCCUCAAAAUACAGUGAUUUUUCGGUGCAGUUUUACGAGUGAAAAGUGUUAUCUGAAAUGAGGAAGCUGUUGGUAUUUGCUUUGCUGGUGCUUCCAGCUGUUCUGUUGACAACAGACGGUGGUUCCAGGUUGAUGGCCCAUGCUACGGAAGAUGAAUUAGACGAAGAACUGGAUGUUGAGGUGGAGUCAGAUGAUGGUUCUGUGACACAGACCGAUGAAGCCGAGACAGAUGAUGAACCGGAAACAACCAAAUCUCCCGACGCUGAUACCUUCCUUCUGUUCACUCGUCCUCUUCAUUCGAGUGGAUCUCAGCUAGAGCUUCCCGCCGGAUACCCAGUGGAAUUCCUUGUUGGUUUUACCAACAAGGGUAGCGAUGACUUCAUCGUUGAAACCGUUGAAGCUUCCUUCCGUUACCCAAUGGAUUUCAACUAUUUCAUUCAGAACUUCUCUGCCAUACCAUACAACCUUGAAAUCAAGCCCAGCCACGAAGCCACCGUUUCGUAUUCGUUCCUUCCAUCGGAAUCGUUCGCCGGGCGUCCGUUUGGCUUGAACAUUGCUCUGAACUACCGUGAUGCCAGCGGGAAUCAGUUCUCCGAAGCCGUCUUCAACGAAACUGUGUCUAUCACCGAGGUCGACGAGGGGCUGGACGGAGAAACUUUCUUCCUGUACGUUUUCUUGGCCGCAAUUGUCGUGUUACUGUUGGUUUUGGGUCAACAGUUCCUGGGAUCGUAUGGCAAGCGCAAGCGCUCCCCAGCAGUUCGUAAAACAGUUGAAACCGGAACCACUAACACCAAGGAUGUGGACUAUGAUUGGAUCCCAGCGGAAACCCUUAAGAAGAUCCAGAGCUCUCCCAAGGGUGGAAAAGUAUCGCCAAAGAAAAGUCCACGACAGAAGAAAUCCAAACGAGCCGCGGGUUCGGACGAGUAAGGAGCAUAAGCAUUUCAGUAGCCUUGUAACGUUAUCAACAAGACAAGAAAGCUGGGCGUGAAUUGCAAACCAGAAUUGCAGCAGCUUUUGUAGCUGAAAGAACGUGACAGAAAGCUGAUAGGAGAUUAUGGCUUGGACUAUCAUCGGUGAUUAAUCCAAGCAAAACCUCAAUAUUACUACAGCUGGAAAUUAUUUUUCAGUUCAGUGAAAAGAUCGCGUAACAAUAGUUUUAAGUUUUUCACAACAUCCUAUAGAUUCUGAUCACCAGGCAUCGCGUUUUCUUAAAAAAAAACUAAAAGUUAACUAUUUAAGUGUUUUUUUUUCAUUUUUGUUCGCGAGUUUAAUCAAUGAAACAAACUUCCCCGUUUGAUGUGAAUGUGAGACUGGAUACUAAGAUAACAUAAGCAGAAAACCAAUAAACACACCGCUUGGAGAACUUGGUUUGUUGGUGUAGAACACGACAAAAGUAAAGCUUCGUUUGUGGAAGCUCUAACUGUCCAAGGCAGACAUCCUAAGAUGAAGAAGUUUUCAUCGAUGUCAGUGUUUUUUUUUGUUGCUUAAAUUAUUUUUACGAAUUAAAACGUAGGAGAAGUAGAAGUAAAA
This is a messenger RNA of Armigeres subalbatus, 1627 nucleotides long. Its product is annotated as translocon-associated protein subunit alpha. The record is from RefSeq and is a predicted model, not a curated record. The transcript has 3 exons. Lineage: Eukaryota; Metazoa; Arthropoda; Insecta; Diptera; Culicidae. Bases 155 to 1024 code for a protein of 289 amino acids. Gene Ontology annotation, cellular component: endoplasmic reticulum membrane; endoplasmic reticulum.